Symbiodinium sp. CCMP2456 is the source of this 1635-nucleotide messenger RNA. NCBI's taxonomy places the organism in Eukaryota, Dinophyceae, Suessiales, Symbiodiniaceae. The record is from the annotation of a GenBank genome assembly.
AUGGCGAAGCUCGACGGCAACGGCGAGGACGAGAUCGAAGUGGCCUUGGCUGCGCUCUUCCGCAGCUACGAUCUCGACGAGUCCGGGGAGCUGAGCCGGGAAGAGUUUCUGGCCAUUGAGAUGCGCCUCCACUACGAGGAUGGCCAGGUGUAUCGGGGCGAUUCUGGCAACGCCAAGAUGACGAUGACGGACAAAGAUUCCAGUGGUUUCAUUGACUACCAGGAGUUCCGAGUAAGGACGCUGACCUCUUACCAGGAGAUGGGCCUAUCUCGGGCAGAGGUUUUGGCGCACAUGGUCGAGCAGACGCAGAAGGCACUGCUCGAGAGGGCCAAAAUGGGGCCCCGGUACCAUGCAGGAAUUCGCCAAACUCUCCGUAGCAUCUUCACGCUCUUCGAUGUCUCUGGGGACGGCUACCUCUCCCCCGAAGAGUGGAUCUCCGCCCAGAAGACCGUGGCUUCUGAGGUCAGCGACGACUUAGAUGAGGGUUGGAUCGAUGAGGCUGCGUUCUCAGCCGCAGACACCAACGGCGAUGGUAUGCUGGACAUCAACGAAUUCCUCGAGGCCAGCUUCUCCAUGUUUGAAGGUGUCAAAAAGCGAUCGGAUGCCAUUUUGCAGACUCUGCAGCGGAUUGAAAAAGUGUUGCAUCAGCAGCGCAUGGCAGACCGCAAGGAGACGGCACCUGUGACGGUCUACAUGCAGUCAGCGGAGCGGCCACCCUUCCAGCCGCCUUCCUUGUCUUGGCAGGACGAGCCCACAGAGCCCGACGAGCCCAAUGAGUCUUGGAAGGACUGUGGCGAGGUGGCAUUACCUUUGAAUUUGGCCACCGCCGAGGAUGUCAUGUCAUUGCUUCGCCUUCAUCUUCGAUUGUCUCAUGACACGUGGAUCUCUGUGUACUACCUUGGUCCUUCCCGUGAGGGCUCAGGACCCCGUGCAGUAACGUUGCUCAGGGGCGAGCGGCCAGGAGAGGGCAACACCACGGCAAUGCUCUCAUAUUUGUCGAAGCCCAAUGCGGCUCUGAAGCUUUUCGUCAAGAACUGCCGGAAGCGGCCAAGCAAGCUGAUCCGGCAGCCGCGGGCGUUCCUAGAGGAGCGCGACGGGCUCUUCGCGCAGCGCGCUGGGGCCUCUUGGGGUCUGGACUGGGAGACACAGCUGGUGGGCGAGGGGGAGAAGCUGCCACCACGGCCCAUGGUCAUGCAGGUCGGAGAGACUCUGAUUGUAGAGGUGCCCCAGGCCGAUGACAACGGAGAGUUCAGAUACAUGGCCAAUGCCUUCAUGGACAAGACAGAUGUGCUGAGCAAGCCUGUAAACGAAGUGAUCGAGGUGAAGAAGGGGAAGAGCAAGAAGAAGGGUGGUCCGGAGCCAGACCCGCUUCUACAGCUCACCUUCGUCGCAUUGCGGGAAGGCAAGUGUGUUCUCUUUGUGGACGUCAGCUGGGAAGACCAGGAAGAGAAGCUAUGUCAGCGGCAGCAACUUCCGGCACCCGUGGCCAAGAAUACCGUGGCCAGGAUCGGGCCUGUCGAGGUUGACGUCCAGAAACCCAGUGGUAAAGCGGAUAAGGGUGCUCUCCAGUGGUGGAACGGCGAGAAAUGGAGCAACAAGAAGGGUCCGGCCAAGAAGAAGAAAGGCAAGAAGUGA